This is a messenger RNA of Phialemonium atrogriseum, 1628 nucleotides long. RefSeq names its product FAS1 domain-containing protein. Lineage: Eukaryota; Fungi; Ascomycota; Sordariomycetes; Cephalothecales; Cephalothecaceae. Bases 281 to 1429 code for a protein of 382 amino acids. The record is from RefSeq and is a predicted model, not a curated record. Gene Ontology annotation, cellular component: fungal-type vacuole membrane. Gene Ontology annotation, biological process: macroautophagy. The transcript is spliced from 3 exons.
AGAUGAUGUCACAACUCGCGAAUAUGCGCGCCACUUCCAUGUUCAGCUUGUCAAUCAUGGUGCUGCUCUCCUUCACAUUAUUGGAUUCUGUCAUCUCGAUGAUGGAGAUGGAGAUGGCUCCCCACGUUAUCUCACGUCACUCCACGUGCGUGCCCGGUGCGUCUAUUUUCUACUUAAAUGGCCGUCGAGCUCCGUCCCUAUUUUGGCCUGUGAUGGCCGGAGCUGCCCGGUGAAUUGUGGACAAUUUUUCUGAACUGCCUCUCGGAGAACGCUGACCAGAAUGCAACUCAAGAACUUCCUGCCCCUGGCAUUGGCCACUCAAAUCGCCGCUCGGAAUCUAUCAGAGGCGCUGGCAUCUCAGAAUUCGAGUCUCUCCGCCCUCAACAGCCUGCUUCUAGGUAGCCCGAGCAUUGUCGCAGCCUUGAACAAGGCCUCAAAUGUCACCAUCUUAGCCCCCAACAAUAAUGCCAUACAAACGUUCCUAGAUCAGUCGCCCCUCGGCUCCAUCUCGAGAAUUGGCUCUGGGGCUUUGGAAGCUCUCCUCAGCUACCAUGUCCUUAACGGCACCUAUUAUGCAUCCAAUAUCACCGACGCCAGUCGUCCCUUGUUCAUCCCUACUUCUCUCACAAACGCCACUUACGCCAAUAUUACGGGCGGCCAGAGGGUUGAGGCGACGGUGGUGGAUGGCAAUGUCACCUUCUAUUCGGGCCUGAGGGAGAACUCGAGUGUCGUGACACCGGAUACCAACUUCACCGGAGGCACUAUCCACAUCAUCGACCGAGUGCUCACGAUCCCCCAGAAUGACACCCAGACCCUCAUCGACUCGAACCUCGCCGCUGCAGCCGGGGCUAUGGCAGCCUCUGAUCAGGCAGAUAAGAUCAACUUGGAGAGAGACGUGACCAUAUUUGCCCCGACCAACGAAGCUUUCAGCGCCGUGGGCAGCGCCGUCGAACACCUGACCUCCCAGCAGCUGGCUAGUUUGGUACAAUACCACGUCGUCCCCGGCACCGUUGUGUACAGCUCCGACUUCAAGAACGGCACCCUUACGACACUCAGCCACCCAAACGUCACCAUAACCGUCCGAAACGGGACCGUCUUCGUCAACAGUGCCAGGAUCAUCAACAGCGACAUUCUCGUCAGCAACGGCGUUCUACACGUCAUUGACAACGUCCUCAACCCAAUGAACAGCACCGCCACCCCGGCCGCCACCGGCACCAGCAACCCGCCCGCCUUCUCGGGCGCUAGCAGCACAUCCGGCGUGCCCUUCACUUCGGGGGUCCCGACGGCGACCACGACAGCCCCGGCCGCGUCUCGGACGACUACCACGGCGAAGACAUCGUCCAGUAGCGCGCCCGGUGUGCCUGUUAGGACCGGUGCGGUUGGCGCUGCCGCGCUCUUUGGCGGCGCCGCUAUGCUGGCGAACUUGUAAGUCUUCUGGCCGUAAACAGGGGGGAUUGGUCAUGUGCAGAUUGCAGAAAUCUCGAUGGAAAUGCUUGUGAUUAUAUGUUUCUUGGGACUAACUCCGGGGGCGGAAGCACGAGGAAGUGUUUAAUAAGGUGGUGCAGAUUGUCCUACCACGCUCACUUCCCGUUAAUACUUAAUAUCACACUCGCAAUAUUCCGUCCGGG